Messenger RNA from Lotus japonicus, 1171 nucleotides. Its product is annotated as lipid phosphate phosphatase gamma. The record is from RefSeq and is a predicted model, not a curated record. Gene Ontology annotation, cellular component: endoplasmic reticulum membrane; intracellular membrane-bounded organelle. The transcript has 2 exons. Bases 135 to 809 code for a protein of 224 amino acids. Lineage: Eukaryota; Viridiplantae; Streptophyta; Magnoliopsida; Fabales; Fabaceae. Gene Ontology annotation, biological process: lipid biosynthetic process; protein N-linked glycosylation. Gene Ontology annotation, molecular function: dolichyldiphosphatase activity.
UUCAAUUCCAGAUAUUCAUUUCAUUCAUACAUCACAAUUCACAACGACCACUCUUGAUUAUUAACGUUCCUGUUUCAACGAUCACCAACAUCACAUCACCGUCGAGCUCAGAUCUGAUCUCUCCGACCACCGCGAUGUCCACGGCGGCGCUGAAGGCCGUAACACUAACCCACGUCCGAUACCAACGCGGCGACCGCAUCGGCCACUUCCUCGCCUGGGUAUCCCUCGUCCCAGUCUUCAUCAGCCUCGGCGGUUUCUUCUGCCACUUCAUGUUCCGCCGCGAGCUCCAAGGCAUCUUCUUCGCCGUCGGCCUCGUCAUCUCGCAGUUCAUCAACGAGCUCGUCAAAACCACCGUGCAACAAGCCCGCCCUGAAACCUGCGCCAUCCUCGAAAUCUGCGAUUCCCAUGGCUGGCCCUCGAGUCACUGCCAGUACAUGUUCUUCUUCGCCACCUACCUCACCCUCGUCUACGCCUCCAAAGGGUUCACCGUUUUCCAGAACAAUCUCAUCGUUCACCUCGCUACCUGGUCGCUCGCGUUUCUCACUGUGUUCUCGAGGGUUUAUCUGGGUUACCACACGCUUGCUCAGGUUUUCGCUGGUACCAUUUUGGGGGUUUCUCUUGGUGCGAUUUGGUUCUGGGUUGUUAACACUGUGUUGCGUCCUUAUUUUUCUCUGAUUGAAGAAAGUGAGUUUGGGAAGCGGUUUUAUGUGAAGGACACUUCGCAUAUCCCCAAUGUGUUGAAGUUUGAGUAUGAACAAGCCAGAGCUGCCAGGAAAAACGUGCCCUCCACCUCUAAUAAGUCUGAUUGAUUGAUGGCAGGUUGCUUCGAAUUUUUCUUCUCUGGAGCAUUCACUUUAAAAGCCAGCAAUACAAAUGAUGAAGACUGAACAGAAUAACAGAGCACAUACACAGUGAUAUUUUAGGCCUAUGAUGCCUAUGAAAUUAAAAUGAUGCAACAAUAGAUGGCUAUCAGGUGUUAUAUAGUUUAGAUAGACACUUGAAGAUUUUAGCUUUUGUUCCUUUUGGGUCUAGACGAAGAUACAUUGAUACACAAUUAAGGCAGUAAUUUUUCUCAAAGUUGAUCAAGGAGUUGUCUAGCAUGUUUUAUCUUGUAUGCAUCUUAAACUUGCUCAAGAUUGCAUAAUAAGUUAUUUGCCACUCAUAUACGAAA